GGCGCGGGGAGCGCGAUGGCGGCGGAGCGGCGCGACGGGGCCGGACCGGCGGCGGCCCGCGGGCCCGGCCGAAAGCGGCGGUGGAGACCCGUCCUGCUGCGCAACGUUGUCGGCAGCAUCCAGGAGGGACGAGGUUUUGCAUUUCGGAGGAAGCAAAAGAUUGAACGACAGUACAGGAAAUUAUUGAAAAAGAGAAGACAAGUGCAUUCACAACAGGAUGAUCAGUUUACUGAUACCUAUCCAGAGCACUUGAAACAUCUUUACCUUGCAGAGGAAGAAAAGCUUAAGAAGCGGCGCAGGACUGCAGAGGAUUCGGUGUCAUCAGAAGAAAAGCUUAAUAAAGCAGCAGAGUCAGUUGUCACUCAAGAGAAGUUUAAAAAUAAAACAUCCAAUCAGAAGGCAAAAGAAGAGUAUGAGAAAAUAAAGGCUGAGCAUGAUAGAAAGAAAGAGGAAGCAGAAAAAAGAAAACAACAAAGAGAAGAAGCUCAACGUUUAUACAAGAAAAAGAAAAUGGAAGCUUAUAAAAUACUGAGUAAGAAGACCAAGAAAGGACAGCCAAAUCUAAAUUUACAAGUAGAAUUUCUUCUUCAGAAAAUACAGCAAAAUACAUAGCCCCUGCAUAUAAUUUAAGUUAACUGUGGACAUUUUAUUAAUAUACUUUUAAUAAAUAAUGUCUUUUUGCUUCCAUAUUACUUUUGUUAUUGCCUUGAUUUAUCUCAUUUGUCUAGUGAUAUAUUCAUCCUGAAAAUAUGUAUUCUAUGCUGAGAGUGAAAGGGAUCUGGUACCUUGAAAACAAAUGGUUUGUAUUUCUAAACCUAAAUUCUAUUACCUGUGUGACAUCUUGAAUUCAGUAUAAUGGGCUGUAGCACCAUCUGACCAUGAAUCUAACACUUCCUGCUAUUGUGAUUAUUAAAAUCGCACUCACUUGGGAGGACUGAAGUGAUGCAUGUGACGUAUUUGAUGCCUCAAGAACUGCCUAUUCUAGGAGCAUGUUUUGUGUGCUCUUGGAUAGGUUUGACACAUGAAAGCAAAGUACCUAUACUGUAUUUGGAUGGCUAUUAUUGUUCUCCACAAAGAAUAAAACUUGCCAAAGGUCCAAAAGUGGUUUGGAUGUAAAGGUCUUGGUAAAAUAAUUGUUGGCCCCUUCAUAAAGCUGCUUUGUAACUUGUAACGUGUGAAUUGUUCUACUUUUUGUGCAUAACUUUGUCAUUAAAUUUGUUUUCUUCUA
Catharus ustulatus (Swainson's thrush) is the source of this 1228-nucleotide messenger RNA. RefSeq names its product coiled-coil domain containing 59 (gene CCDC59). Bases 16 to 612 code for a protein of 198 amino acids. The record is from RefSeq and is a predicted model, not a curated record. The transcript is spliced from 4 exons. Gene Ontology annotation, cellular component: nucleus. Lineage: Eukaryota; Metazoa; Chordata; Aves; Passeriformes; Turdidae.